GAAGCUACUAGGAGCAAAGGGCAUCGAUACUAGGAGCAAGGACGCUACUAGGGGCUCCUGGCCUUACUACCAGGAGCAAGAAGCUACUAGGAGCAAAGGGCUAUAUAGAUGACAACAAGAUGACAACUUCUCUUGGUAGCAAACAUCUCACUAGUCCAGUGUUGCAAGUCUAUCUAAAUUCUCCAUCACAAGCAGCUAGACGAUGUAGCUAGUAGCUUCGAGUUCCUGUAACUCAGACCUUUGGAGACAUUUGCAUUCUUCAGUCUUCAUCAUUCGUCAGAGCAGCUGCAGACAAGAUGCUGCUCAAGCUUACGUCCCUGCAAGCGUCCAUCAAGCCUGAAGCUGUCGAAACCAUCGACGAGCCAGUCUGGGAGCUAGAGGAAAAGAAUGUGGAGGAUGGCGCCGAAGUCCAAAGGAAGCUCAAAACAAAGAUGGCCAAGAGGCUUGUAAAGAAGACAAAGAAACUCCAUGACUUCUUAGAGGAGCACGGCUUUUCAGAAGAUGUGAACGAACCGCAAAAACCUUCCUGCUUUUGUAGACGGGAGUGCCUGUAUCCAAUCCAUGUUGCCACGAAGAAUGGCGAUGCCGAAGUAGUUCGGCUCCUUAUUGAUGCAGGUGCGAAUCCUUCUCAAAAGACCUCGAAGGGACGCAGCACAGUGGGGAUCGCUCAGAAGGCCCACCACCACCAUCUCGUCCCCAUCCUCGAAGGGGCGAAACCUUUGUCUGCCCGUGAACUCAUGAAGAUUCAGAUAGAAAGCUGCUGACCAAACGUGGUGAUUCAGCUUUGUCAAGCUGCGUGAAAGCAUGAGAAGAGCAAAAACUUUGCAUUCGCUUUGUCAAAGACACUACGAAUGCGCUUGAAGCUGUGGAGAAAAGUGUCCAGGAGAUUUUCCCUGUCGCCUUACAGCAGACUCCUGCUUGUCAAGGCGACAGAAAUCCACCCUGCCUGGGCAGCUCCUGAAAGAGCCGAGAUGCACGAGAUGCAAAGUGUAAACAUCAUUCUUCUUAGCAAUGGCCUCCCGGGCCUCCUAAAACAGAGCUGUUUUCCUGUGAAACCGAUCCCCAGAGCAAAGAGAUCAAUCCAGAUCAAUUGAUCGUUUGGAGCACUAAACAUCACCUGUCCUUCUUUGUCGUUGUGAAGUGCACCAGAUCUGGGGAGAGGUUCUACCAUUUAUCAAGCUUUGCAGUCUCACCAGUAUUUGUUGGCAAACACCUUCGAUGGUCGUUUAUGUGGCCUACUCUUUCUGUCUCCUUUGGGCAGAGAAGAGCUUCACAGAGCUCUAGUCUCGACCUUCGCCCUCAGACAGGAUCAUUUUCAUGAGGGUGAUGUCGAUCCGGUAGAUCUUCAUUUUGCAAGAUGAACAUGGCGUGACAAUGGACGGGGUGGACGAGUUCUGGGUAUUCCGCGAUGGCCCACACUGUUUGGGCGGUACGAAUUGGUGCAAAUAAAGCAAUCUGAUUCGGGCACUUUAGCAAUCCCGGCAGUUUAGGCUGGCCCACAUGGGCAUGGGAAUCUACUUGUCCUCCAUUCGAUGAGAAAGACUGAAGGGAAGGACACAGACAAAUUCGUUCGAUUUUAGUAGACAAGAGCCAAGUCUUCGAACCUUGCACGGUUUCCUUUUGUACGCCUAGGUCUGAUUGUUCCAGUUUUUUCUUUUUGCGAUUCCCGGCUAGAGGAAGC
Messenger RNA from Durusdinium trenchii, 1681 nucleotides. Lineage: Eukaryota; Dinophyceae; Suessiales; Symbiodiniaceae. The record is from the annotation of a GenBank genome assembly.